AUGGUGGAGAAUCACAUCAAGAGAGGAGAGUUGCAGAGAGAAAGGGAAGGAGAUGGAAAGAUAAAGGAGGGGUCUGUUUUAUACGCUCUCUAUGCUUUUCGAAUUUUACCAUUCACAUUCAACUAUCCUAAGGGACAAAUGUUGGCUCGCAAGCCCGGCCAACUCUAUAGUAUGUUUUGCCAAGAUGCGUGA
Messenger RNA from Dovyalis caffra, 192 nucleotides. NCBI's taxonomy places the organism in Eukaryota, Viridiplantae, Streptophyta, Magnoliopsida, Malpighiales, Salicaceae. The record is from the annotation of a GenBank genome assembly.